AUGUUAGCGGGCCGAAUGAAGCAAGUGAACGGCGGCGUCGCAAGAAAUUUGGCGGACGCUUUGGGCCGGCUCGGACACAACGUCCGUUUCAUGUCGGUCGUCGGCGGUGACUCCGCAGGCCAAUCGAUACUCGAAUCGCUACGUCAUAUAGUAAGUAAAAUAUUAUUAUUUUUAUUUUGAGCGUACCUAAGAAACAAUAUCAGCUUUAGAAAUAUUAUUUAUUUAUUUUUCGGUUAAUAAAAAUAUUCAAAUUUGUUCUUAAAAUUAUUACGGACUUUUUUUCCUGUGAACAACUUUUCUACCGGCAAUUUUGCUCCGAUUUAAAAUGAUAGCAUUUUUUUCUGUAAGGAAAUCUGAUCGGGGAAAUACUUUAGAGAUGCCAUUUUGUGAUUUUCUCGGGAUUUUUCUCAAUAUAUUGAAAACUGGAAAAAACGUAAGAAAAUAGGUACUUACAAUAUUAAACAAAUAUUUUUAAAGAUUUUUACCAUAAUAUGACAUAUACAUUGUUGACAAAGCAAAAUUAUCAACUGAACUCCUCUCAGAAUCGUUUUUUCGUUAGCAAUGGUUUAUCGUUGCUCACAGAUAUACUUUAAAUUUGCUCUUUACUAUCUCCUCAACUUCUCACCUACAACAGUGGCCCACCUACGUGACCACGUGUGAUGUAUGUCCGUCUUUUUUUUUUUCUAAUUAUGAUUCACUUCUAUAAAGGGCACAGACUACGUCACGGUGUUCAAAGAUAUCCCUACUUCUUGGUGCGUGGUCCUCCAAAAUCCGCAAGGCGAUUGUGUGGCGUGUAUCGGUGACAUGGCGUGUCACCGACAAAUUUCUGUCGACAUGGUAACUAUAUCUUUAUUAUUGUUGUCUGUCAACAAAUUACACUGUAAUCUAUUUUUAUAAUCACGAACUAAAAUAAUAUCAUCUAACUGUCUAAUUGCAGUGAAAAUUCUUCACUCCCCGAAUAUUAUACAUAAUAUAGAGGUAUUAAUACAUAUCCAACUUAAAAGUCUGUUAAUUCAAUGGUGAAACCAAGAAAAGGUGGGUUUGGACUUGAGCAGUUAUAACCGAAAUUAAAGAAUUUUAAAUCUUACGUAAUAAUUUAUAUAAAGCAGUAAAAAACUAGUAGCGGGUAUUUAAUUUUUGUUCAACCUAUGAUUUCUACUAACAUUGUUUUUCUCUGAAAAUAACUUUUUUAUAAAUAAAAAUAUUCUUAUUUUUUCACAUCGUACAUUGGAAUACGUAAUUGAUCAUCCUGUGGUUUCUAGAUUUGCAACAGUUUUUUAAGCAACUUAAAACAAUAAUUGACAAAUAACGAUGCAUUGGAUUUCUUUUAUUAUUGAUUUUGUUGAAUUUUGGGUUAUUUUUACUACAUGGGAAAAACAUGACCCCUGCCUUAUCAGAUUAUAUAGCUCUAUUCAAUUUUAUUGAUUGCAAUUAUUUAUAACUGCAUACAGUAUACACUUAAUAUCCCUGUAUAUUCUAUAGAUACUUACUCUCCCAACUAUCCACCUGCAAUGGUGGAAUAGUUGUGAACAGUAUUUAUCAACUUGUUGGAAAUAUAUAACGUCUACUCCUCCACCUCUCGAAAAUGAAUCCAGGUUACAGCACAUAUUAUAGUCAUCAUUUUAUACACAAGAUUUUUGAUAACCAUCAACCAAAGCUGUACAAGUUCCUCAAAUUUCUAACAUAUUAAAAUUGAGUUAGUUAUUUAUUUCUAUACAAAUUUAUUGAAAGAAAUGACAAAAUAACCAAUCUCAUUAAGUUAGAAUAAAUCUACUUCAGUUUGAAACAAGUGAGAAGCAUAUUAAAAUUUUAAAAUAAAAUCGAUAACCUAAAACCAUUCCAUCAAAAAUUUUAACUACGUAUAUCAUUUUAUCUUUACAAAUAGAGCGGUUCUAUAUAAAUUAGAAUUCUGGCUAUAAACCUAUAACAUUAAUAGGUAUGAUACUGUUAAUAACUAUAAUCUGCAGUUACCAUUUGCGUAUUAUAUAAUUAUAAUACAUUGGUAGCAAAAUCAUUAUUGUUAAUGUCACAUUUGAAUACUUGAAAAUUUAAGUAUAGAUUUUAUAAACACAUUUAAAUAAAAUAUUUUAUGCAUCCAAAAAACGCGUUAAGUAAAAAAAUAAUUCAUAAUUUAUAAUUAAGUAAUUAGUUAGCUUUAAUUCUGAACUUAUAAGAAAAAUUACUUUUCAACUUAAUUCUAAUUAACCAACUAGUUAGUGUCUGACUUUUUCGUUAAUCAAUCUGACUGUAGAUACUUUAAACUCAAGAUUUUACCUUGAGUAACACGUAAUUGUAAAUUCUAAAAUAUUUUAAUAAAUUCCAUUUUACUUUAGAAUAAAAUAUGUAAAGAAGAUAAGACUUUAUUUUAAAAUGGUUUUCGUUUGCAAAUUGGCAGAACACGUUAAAAAUAAUAGUAAUUGAAACAUUAGUUCGUGGAUCCCUGUAGGAGAGGCUCACAAUACUCCUACGUACCGCUGUUCGUCAAAAGAGACGAUAAUUGGGGUUAUAUCAGGUUGACAGCCAAUAUAAAAUUCUAUUAAACAGGAUGAGCAGUUCUAAAUUCAAAACUUUGGAAUUAGUUUAUUUAGAUUUCAUAGGACACAAUCUGAAAAAUGUUAACAAUAGGCUUGAGGAAUGGAGUGUAUCACUUUAAGGAAAUGGACUAUAAAUAUAAGUAAAUGUAAAACAGAAUGUAUAGAGUAUGAGUUUAGAGGAAGAAAACAAGAGAGUGACAGGCCUAGACAGCUAAUGUCAAUAUAACUGAUAGCGUAAUAGGCAAAAUUGGAAGUUUUAGGUACGAAAUAACGGUUACUUUGACGAAGAUGUGAAAUAUAGGAUUAAGUGUAGUUGUACAAAGUGAAAAGAAUGCAUAAGAUGUUUUAUAUAGUAAAAAUAUUUCAAUGAGACUUGGUGGGGGGAGGGGGCAGUGAAAUGGAACAAGUGAAGGAGAAGAAAUAUUGGAUCAUCAGGAGGAUAGUUAUAAUUUGAAAAUCUAACCGUUUUCACUCAAUUCCGUUGACUCAUAAUCGAAUACAUUAUUUUAGUCACUGGUACUAAAAUAAUGUAUUUUUUAUCUUUUUACCAUUGCGUCUCGUCUUCAUCGAUAACGGUGACUUCGAGUGCGUGCUAUACCGGAACGUUUAUACGAAAAUUUUAGCACGGGGCGUGGUUGAAUAAUAAUAAUAUUUCGAGUCGUUCGUUGAGUUUACGUUUUAAUCGUUACAAAAAUAUAACGACAGUCCAUUAAUAUCCAUUAGUGGGCCGGCACCGAUGCCUCGGGCUCCGCUCGUCGUUCGUUUAAUAAUAUAUGCAUAUAUAUAAUAAUAAUAUUUUAACGACGAUGGUUAUAAUUAUCGUAGUAAUAAUUAGGUACAUCGAUUUUUUUUUCGCAUUCGAUUAAUUGUAAAUGAUAAACAAAAAAAAAAAAAAAAAAAUGAUUAUACGCCUCCGAACAAUAGAACGCUGGUGACCAGUGUAAUACUCGAUAAUAAUAAUUCGGGUAUGUUUUUAUAUCGGUCAUUCAAAGAAAAUAAAAUAAAAGAAAUACUAUUAAUCGAUACCAUUGUCAAAGCUUUUGAGUAAAAAUAAUAGUAGUCAGACUAUAUAAAAUUCUAGAAAAAAAGAAACCGCACACGGCUGGUAUUCAGUAUGAAUUCUAAACAAUGCAAAUGUUUAGUCUAGAGAACAAAAAAAAAAACCCCCGUUUAUUUUAACUCGAAGAUUUAAUAAAAAUAAAAGUUUUCAAAAAGUUUUCCACUUUAAUAUAGUAAUUGUCUUAAAUAAAUAAACGGAUCCAAAGUAAAACAAUAUAAUGGUAAUAUACGAGAGCAGCUUACUUUUUAUAUGAACGGUGUUUUCUGUUUAACUCGUAACAUUCAAAAUUUCCUUGGUGAAUUAUUAUGUGUACUUCACAUCGGUGUCCAGAAAUAUGGGUAAAACAACUUCGUUUUUUAUUUUUUUAUUUUCGUCAAAUAUUUAUCUAAAAUAGAGACUAUCAGUGGCAUAGCCAAGAUUUAUAAAUAGGGGCGUAGAGAAUUUAAGAAACCAUAACUUUCUUAACAUUAUCUAUAGCUAAAAAGAAAGCAAGGGGGGUUCAAAAUACUCAAAACCUUCCUGACUACGUCACUAGAGACUUUUGCAUUGUAUUGUGUCUGUUAUACAUACGCAUAUAAAGGGAAUGAGAAGAAAAAUGAUUUUACAUUUGAUAUAAAUAAUAUAAUGGUCUGAAGGUGGGAGAACACUGCAUAGGUCGUAUAGUAUUUUAUCUUCAGGUGUAAAAAUUCCUAGUUUUGUCACUGCUAAGAGAUCCAGAUGAUGGUCACGACAAUCGUGUACGAACAGAGUGCAAGCAAACUUAAGAUUAUUGAAAGUCUGAAAUGCAGACGAAUAUGUUAAUGAUAGGGAAGUACAAAGAAAGUAUGUUUUGUUAAGACAUUGGGCCUUCAAUAGUUCAAAAAUUAAGCCUUCAAAACCUUUGAAAUCAAUACAAUUUAGUCGUUAGUACGAAUAAAUAAUCAAACUAUAACUAACUUAAUAAUUUCUUACUCUCAGUCCACACUCGUACAGAUAUACAUUCAAAAUUGAGUUAACAAAACAUAUGUGGUCUUGAUUCUGUAUUAUAACAUUGCUAUGUAUUAGAAAUGUUAUACGAUAAAUAAAUAGUUAAGGUAAAUAAACAAAUUGAAAAACAACCGAAAUAGUUGGUGCAGAUAUAAUUGGAUCUUAGUAGGUAGGUAUAUAAAAUAUAUUUUUGUAAUGUCAGAAAUCGGUUAAGGAAAUGAUUAUACGCGUUUUUAUGUUUACAUAAUAAAUUAAUCUAGGAAGUUAAAUAAUUGGACGACUGCCGAAAUAAAAGUAUAAAUAAUACAUAAUGGCAACGGGGAAUACAAUUUUCUUGAAAGAUUAUUUUCAAUUAAUUUCACCUAAUUUUAGAUAUAUAGGUAGUGUGAAAUUUGAUGAUCGAGUCAUACGAAAAACAAAGUUCUAUUAUAUACCCUAUACAUACGUUUAUUUAUAUAUGUAUGUAUUGUUUUUUAACUUUAUUAUAACAAACAAUUAUUAUCUUGUAGUCGUGUCUAUGGCAACUGAUUUAAUUUACGUCUUACGACUAUAUUAGCGAUUCAAAGUAGCUUUUAGUUUAUUAAGUAUAUACAAUAAUGUAAAUAUACUUAAUUGCAGAUUCAAAGCAGAGUGACUGAACUAUUCGUUUUAUAAUUAUGUGCUGUUUUUUUCCUUGAACAAUUUGUUUAUUUUGUUCUUAGAAAGUUUCACAGACGAAUUGUAUUCUAUUGCAUUACGUGCCUUGUAAAGUGCAUAACAACUGCCUAUGUAAAGUUAAUUUACCGGGAAAGAACAAUGCGUUUUACGAAAUUAUAGUUUUCAAAUUGAAAAUUAUUAUUAUUAUUGUAUUUUAUUGAUCGUCAAACUUUAAUGAUAAACUGCAAUGACGGUGCAAUCUGCUAAACAAUCUUUUAUUGUUUUAAUAUUAUGAUGGUUAUUUUUUAGUUAUUAUUAUAAUUAGAUUCAAUAUUUUUUCAAAAAUUGCAUUUUAAAUUUACAGAAUUCAAUUUUUUUUUUUGUUUUACUAAGAAUAAACGAUAUAAUUUAAAAAUUAUUUUCAAUUUAUAUUAUUAUUAUCCUGCAAUUUAUAAAUGACUAUAUUGUUUUAUACCCCAAUAAAAUUAUUAAUCAAUUACGCGAAACCUGUUGGAAUAUUAAUAUAAAAACUGUAUCAACUAUACCAAAUUAUAGUAUUAUUGAGUAAUUUAGAAAUAUUAAUGUAUAAAAGGUAAACUAUUAAUUAUUUUAACUAAAGCGAUUUAACGAAAUAAUAUUACUACCCAUAGUAUUUGAUUAAGUAUUUAGUCAUGUAUAUUUUCGUAACUCCAGCGGUACUUUACUUAAUACUGUUAAAUCUGCUGGUAUCCCGAUAAAUCAGAUUCGCUUUCAUCCUAUAGUUUUUAUCGAAUUUCCCUCCCGAAAAUAGACACUUUUGCAUUAUAUCGCAAGUCAACGAAGCGAUGAAUUUUAAACCCGUUCCCUGGUCCCUAAAUCGCGAUUUUGGUAGUUUCGGUGGCGUUUGAUAUAUUAUUAUACAAUACCCACAUAUUAUAUAAUAUAUAAGUAUAUACUUAUACGUAAAAUGUACAUUUAUAUUUUUCCCACCUACUUUUGGUAACUUCUAAUGGUUUCCUCUAGAUCAAUUGAGCCCAAAUUCAGAAAUUAGUUCUUUUUAUCGGUGGAUUGAAAUAAAAAGUGAAGGUAAAUUUCAGUAUAUUUCAGUAGAAAAAGAUCUUAUUUUAAAUAUCAACACCCUUAAAGGCCUCCCUCCAAAUAAUUUCAGGGAGAUUAGUGAACAGGAUGUAGUUACUUCUGGAGGUUUCAACACUUUUGUUUCAACCCUCAAUUCGAUUCCCUCAUUAUUUAUAAAUCAAAGUUUCAUGUCUUUAAAUAUUCCCAUCACUUUCGUUUUUACAACAACAAAUCAAUAUACAAUUCGUUUCAUGUCACCGAGAAGAUCAAGAAAAAUAUUGACUUAUUGUACCAGAGUCCACUCGUCGUCGUCGACGGCAACGUACCUGCAGAUGUGAUUGAUUUUGUGGUCAGAUUCUGUAACGAGGAAAACAUACCAGGUACGUCUAUCGUAAGGGGAGUGGAUCCCUUACAAAAACAAAACAAUUCUUAUUUUUUAGCUAAAUAUUUAUGUUAUGAUGAGAAAAAACUAUCCUUUCUCGUAUAUUCUAUACAACAACGGGACAAAACUAGUUAAAAAACAAUAGAAUAACUUUUACAUUUGAAGUUAACCAGUAAAAAUAAAAUCACAAGUAAAAAUUCAGUUUUACUUGAAUUUUAUUUUUAUCAUAUAGAUAUAGGAAUCUCAUAUAGAUAAUACAUAUAGAAAUGCAUUUAAAAAUACUUCUAUUAUGAAAUCAAUAUUUUUAAAAAAUUUUUCUAGAUUUUUUAUAAAUUAUGAAAAAUAAAGUUGUCUCGCUUUUGCACAAAUCCCUUCGAUUUCCCUCAAAUGUGCAUUAUAAUAUUAUAUUGUUACAUUCACGUUUUAUUAUCUUUCUGGUGUAGUGUACUUCGAGACCACAGAUAUCGCCGUGGCCGCGAGAACGUUUCAGACGGACACGUGGAAAGGUCUGUCAUUCAUCUCUCCUAACCUCAAUGAACUGGGUCGGAUAUCAGAAGUCUUAAAAAGUAAGUAUACAUUUAUAUAGUUUCAUAAUCUUGAAAUCAUUUUAAUAGUAUAUACUCGGCUUAAUUUUCACACUUAAAUCCCUUAAAAUGUAACCAUUCGAUCAUUUGUUUUUACUAAAAUGAUGAGCAGUCUAAAAAAAAAAUGGAAACAAAAAUAAACAGACAUACUUCGUAUGAUGGGUGGGCCACUGUUGUUGGUGAGACGGGAUGAAGGUAGAGACGAAAUUGAAUGUACGCAACAAUUAAUCAUUGCUAAGCAAUGAACUUUUCUGAGCAGAGUUCAGUUAUACGUGUUUUGAAAGGGCAUAAUAUUUACGAUUUGAAAAUAAUAUAUCUUGUACAUUUUCCCGUAUUUCCUAUAUUUUUUCUCGAUUUUAACCAUUUAUUAUGAAAAUCCACGGGAAAUUUAAAAAAUAACAUCACUUCGUUCAGAAUCCAAAAUAUCGAGAAAAAUUAGUAAAAUUCGGUGAUUGUAAAACAUGCCUAAGAAAUUGAUUGAAGUGAAAAAUCCGAAAAACCCAACGAUUUUUUUUUUAUUUCCACAAAAUUCAAAUAAGUUAUAGAAAUCAUAUAUCCAUAUUAUUAUUCGUUAUGGAUACUCGUUGUGCGGAUGUUUACAAUAUGUAAAUACAUUUAAAAUUCUUAGUGAUUAACUAUAAUAUUAUAUACAUAAUGUCACAGCUAUACGCCCCAGUUCUAUAUUUAGUGUCACUCGAUUUUGUACUGCGUAUUAUUAUUUGCUCAAGGGCUAAAGGCUUUUAUUGCCGUUUUAUUUGCUCGGUCGUAGUAUAUUCCUGCAAUUAGGUAUGCACAAGAGAAAAUGGUUAUUCGCGCGUAUAAUUUUGACGAUCAAACAAUAUACCUAGGUACGUUUAUUAUAUUAUACGCAAUCUGUUAAUUUGUUUCGUGCAGCUGUAGCAGCAUCAGGGUGACAUUAUGUGUUUAUUAAUUAUUAAUAAUAUACCGAAGAUAUAAAUUUACGUUUAUAACUAUUUGGUGUUAUUAAUUUUCCAAUAUUAAAUGUCGCAUAUACACCAGUAGUAACUGAAGUUAAUAAUUUACACUUUUUGAUUAUGUUUAUAUAAUUUAUUCUUACGUAAAUUUCUAUUAAUUCCGUAUUCGUUUCGAAAAACAAAAUGUUUAACGAGUAAAAAACCAAUAUUAUGUACUGUCUGAUCAUUUUAUCACGAGCACCCGGAGUAACAAAAAUAGACCUGUGAAGGAGAUAACGAAAUAAUAGAUAAUGUGGACGGAAUUAAAAGAAAGCUUACCACUAUGGCCGAAAUUGUUGACGCCAAAUAGACAUUAUGUCGGUCUGUAUAUACAUAUAUAUAUAUAUAUAUACCUAACCUAUAUAUGUACCUAACCUAAUUGAGAAAAAAAAAUAAUAUGAGUAAUAUGGUGAACUGGGGAAUAGAGAAAUGUCUACUAACAUGUAGACCGCUUUUUUAAAUAUCCAUUACAUACUACCAAUUUAAUGCAUAAGUGAUUUUACGACGAUAACUGACUGAAAAGACAAAUCGUCGAUCUUUGAUUAGGUAUUAGACAAAAAAGAGAAUAGUAUGUAUAGAGCCUAAGACUUUUAUUUUAUUAAAGUUUUUUAUUAGCCCCCAUCACUGAGUUAUUUAUAUAACGUAUUCAUAUUUUUUAUUGUUUUUCAUCAAUUAUUAUUAUAUGGUUUAAAACAUGGUUAUCAUUCUAUUUGGUAUUCGGUUAUCCAUAGUUGCACACAAAAAGUCGCCAAAAAGGGACUACAAAGAUUCUAAUGAAAAAUAUGGAAAAAUCACAAAAAUCUCCUGUUUUUUGGUGAAAUCUUGUUUUAAUUACCACCAAUUAUUCAACAAUUAUUUUUGUGAAUUAUAAUCAUCUAGUUAUUACAGUGUUCCACUGAGAAUGCUACCCAAGAACCUUUUCAGCAACGAUCCACUACUAUACGAUAUACCGUUGUAUAACCAAUACCAAUUCUAUCUAUUACCUUGUGUUAAAAUAUUUGGUUAUAUUAUGGUAAAUGAAGUUAAUUAACGAUACGACAGCGACAGUAAUAAUGUAUUUCUUGAUUCAUUAUUAUAGCAGUUAGGAUUUAAAAUGUUUUAAAUAUGUUAAAAUAAAAGUAAUAAAACAAGACAUUCAGGUACAGUAAAACUUCAUCUAUUUCCAAUAGACACGAAUUUCUCUCAAUUUAUUUGUUUUAUAAAAAACUUGUUUGUAAACGAUAAAUAACCGAAUACUGUAUGUCUAUUUGACUUAAAACUUUACUAUUUCACUAUUUCACAUAAAAAAACAUCCUCCUCCCACAAAUAUAUAGUGAAACUCAACCCAACUUUUAUAACUGUAAUCUUCUUAUAUAACAUUUAUAAUUUCCUAAGUUUAAAUUGAUUUAAACUAUAGGAAGCUCCUUUAUGUAUACAAAAGUAGCGGGAAAUAAAAUUUUGUCUUAAAUGAUCCAUUUUUAUUAUGUCAAUAUAUUUUGGAAUUUGUUAUUAUUAAAUUGUGUGCAAAUAAAAGUACGAUUAUCAAUAUUUUUUUUUUUUACUUUUCUUGGGGACAUGAUAAGUAAAUAAAUAACUAAACAGAUAUACACAGUUAAAAUCCAUUAUUAUUUAAUGAACUGUUUAUCUAAACCAGAUGACUCUUUUAAAUUAUUUAUAAGUACAAUACAUUUUAUAAUUUCAUAAAUUUAAUGAAAGGUUUUAUGCAAUCCAGUGUAAGUAUAUGAUUAUCAACUAGUAUCUGAGCCCAAAGUAACACGAAGUCACGAAAUAUACUUCGGUCAUAAUAUAAACUUAGGUACUUAAACUUAAGUAAAGACUCGUAUAACAUAUACGGUUUCAAUGUAAAAUUUAUCAAAACUCCUCGUCGUUCAUAAUAUCUACUCCAUCUCCAUGCGAGUAUAUAAUAUAUAAUACCUAUUAUUAUUUUGAGGUUUUCACCGAUUUAACAAAAUGGACAUUUUUGUUUUGACGUUAUUCUCGGUUUAUGCGAAAUGGAAUCCAUUUUUACCUCGUACGUAUUACGAUAAAAUAUUAUAUUAUAAGAACAAAAUUCAUCGCAAAGAUACAAGCGUAGUCCUUGCCCCCGGAAUGGACACCGAAAAUUAACGUCGUGUAUAUUUUUUUCUCCUCCAUCAUAAUGUAAAUAUACAUAUUUCGUAUAUCUACUUAAUAGGUUAGAAUAUUUCCGCGUUAUUUAUCGUACAAUGUUAUGUGCAUACCAUAAUGACGAUUCAUCAGAAUGUGCCGAUAAAUAACGAAAAAUGUUUCUGUUUACACCAAUAAUAUGUUAGUUUAUUGAGUUUCCGUUAUUGAUUAUUUGAGGUUUAAAUCACGCAAUUCUUUGCACGUUUUUCCGAUAAUUUUUUACCGAUUUCAGCCUUAUUUCAAACAUUAAUAAUUUUUAAUUUUUAUAUGAUUAAAAAUAAUUGUAAAGAUCUAAAUUUGUCACACGGUAAGUUUAUUAUCAUUUUCUAAACGUGUUAAGUACCUUCUGGCCAUUUUUAAACAUUUUAAAUAUUUGAAUUUGUUUAGUUGUUAUUUGGUUUUUUGUGGAUACAAUUAUUUGGCUAACAGAAAGUUUUUUUUUUUACGAGUUUUAAGUUUAAAUUUUAAAAUCCUAAAAAUUACGGUGUGUAAUUACAUGUAUCAUCAAAUCUUUUUACGUUAUCAAUUCAAUUAUUUUAGAUAACAUCUUAAUGCAUUUGUUUGAAUUUAAUUCGUCAAAUAAGAUUUAUACUAUAAUUAUUGUAUUCUUAAAAUGAUAAAAAAAAAAAAAAUAUAUAAUUACGAAUUUUUUUGACAGUGCUUUUAUGAAUAGAACCAAAAAUUAACACCAUUAUUAGUCGAAAAACGUGAAGAAAUUAUCAGAAUAAAAACCCCAAAAAAUUACCAUACAUAGUUAAAAAUAUCAACAAAAAUGUGAUAAUGCACGCUCAGAAUUUAUAAGGUGUAGCGAAUUGGCUAUUUUAAGUGACAUUUUUGUUAAUAUUCAAAUUCAUAUGCAUAUUUUAUUGGUUAAUCACGUGAAAUAAAAUAAAAUAUUCAUAGAGAAAUUGUUUCACGUGGUCGAUUAACAAGAAAGCUACUACACUUGAAGUUCAGAAACCACAUUUUCAUUGUGAAAGCUUUAUUCAUAUCGUAAUAUUUGUAUUUAUUUGGUAGGUCAAAAAAAAUUAUUUGUAAUAAAAAAAAGAAAAAAAAGAAAUCAUUAAAUUACCAGAUUUUAAAACAAUAAUAAAUUACGCAUUUGAGAUAUCGAUAAAAUUGUUGCAUGGUAUAAGUUUUCUUUUUAUUUAUGUUAAAAAUUCGGUUUCUUAGUAUUAAAAGAUGCUAAAUAUAGCUUCAGGCGUUUUUUUCACAGAUAAUUCUUUACGGGCGUUCCGCGUCCAAUUAAUAUUAAAAAUCGAAUUUAACGACGGACCCCCAACAAUAAUUAUUGUAUACUUACGUGAAAAAAAAAAAAACACGAAUCGUAUUGUUCAUGGUACUAAUGGAAUUCGGUACGGGAUUAUUUAAGAAACUCGCUAUAGAAGCAAAAUUAAUCAAUUUUCGUCUUGUAUACUACGCGCGAUUCGCAAAGGAGAAGUACUUACCAAAAUCGAUUCCGUGAAAGGCUAUUAUGUGUGAUUUAUGUGAAGUAAAUGAAAAAAACGUCGACAAACUAAAAAAAAAAAAAAACAAAAUGCGAACGAACCAGAGAAAAGAUAGCCGAAUAAAAUAUUAUGUUAUAGGUGUGUUCGCGGUAAGUAAAAUAAGGGAAAAACCUUUUCCAUUAGGAAUGAAUAUACAUAAUAUAUUAAAAUAAUAAUUAUUAUUAUUAUUUGUGUUUUGUGAGUUGAUUGUAUCGAAAUUUCAAACACGAUAAUUGAUGACUGUCAAAGACGGUGGAUAUAUUCCUUUGUGUAACGCGCCAUUUGUAGUGCCUCGAAAAUUAACGAAACUAAAACUAAACAAAUCUUUAUGAUUAAUUAAAAUGUACAAACAAAUAACUUAAAAAAAAAUUUAAUCAUUAUUGGUAAACUAUUGUAAUUUCACUAUAUUUUAAACUAUAUGGGGCUUAAACGCCUUCCCCUCUCAUAUUUGAACAACUUUUUACUGAAAAACUUGCUUCAAAAACUAACAGUAUACUAGCUUUUUUUUGUAGAAUUUCGGAUUUCGUCGGUGCUUUAGAAUAACAGCUUUUAAUUUUUAAAUAACAUAAUUUUUAAACGGAUGAUUAUAUUUUAAAAUAUUAAUUAUAAUAUGGCUGAAGUUAAAGAUGGCGAAGUAGAGGUUUAAGUAUUAAGGCUCCCUUUUCUACAAAAAAAAAAAAAUAUGCUAGAUUCAAGGAAUGUGUGAAACAUAGCCAUACAAGAUUAAAUAGAGAAAGGCAUCAGGAGUACUGAGGUGUGUUAAGAUGAUUGUAAUUAAUUCUGAAAGGUACAUAUUACAAAACUAUGGCAAAAACAGCGAUGUGGUAUUUUUUGCUAAAUUUUGGUCAAUAGGCAGAGAGAUAUAGCAGAAGAUUAUAUGAAGAGCUGAAAAUACGAGAAUAUUUUGAUGUGUAGAGUCAAUAGUUACUAAAGAGGAUGGAAUUAAGACUGCGUUUAUAAGGGGUAGCAUAGGCGUUAUUUCGAUAGUUGAUAAAAUAAGAGAAAAUAGACUAAGGUGGUCUAUACAUGUAAACAGAUUAGAAGAAUAAAAGGCUUUAAGAGUAAAUUACGAAUUAAAAUUUGGUAAGAAGGUGAAGGAGAGAAAACAGUAAAAAAAAAGGUUAAACACGAUUCAAAAUUAAAUGAGAACUGCUAGUACUGACGCGAGUGUAGAUAAUGUGAGUUACUAAGUCAUAGUGGAGUGCAAGGUUGAUCGAGGUUGGGAUAUAUGAAAAGAGAGGCAAGGGAGAAGAAUAAAACUACAAAACUUCAAUUAUUAUGUUAAUAAUACAAGUACGUUUAACGAACAAUCCAUUUUCACGAAUAACUUUCAAAAUAAAAAAAAAAUGUUGAUAUAAUUAUGCAAAUAUACAACGGUCAAACGGUUAUGAGAAUGUUCAUGCAUAAAACGAACUUAUGUACUCUUAUCGAUUUUUUUUUUUCUUUACAUAAAACGACAAGCCUAUAACCCAGGAUGGGUUUUCAGUAUCAGAUAACGGCGAGACGGUGUCGCGUGUGACGCCAAGUUUUACGCCAACUGCAAUGGAAUCCCGCGAACUUUUCUAAAAUUCGCACGGUCUACGUACCUCCGUAUAUAUAUACACACACACACACACAUACACAUAAUAUAUAGGUGAGGUAAUCGUCGUAACCGUUUUUCUGAGUCGAAAAGAAAACGGAAAUCAACGAAGGCGACAACGUGCAAGGGAGGGGUGGUGGAUAAGUCGGAAAAGUGCCACAAUAUCGAUAAGGAAACCGCAAACUUCUUACAAAUUCUCGACAGCCGGGGAAUUGUAGUGCUCAGGGUUUCCAUCGCUUGCAAUCGCGGAGAUCGACAUCUCGUGAUUACGUUUUAUACUCUUGGAUUUUUUUUUUUUCAUUAUAUAUAUAUAUACAUAUAUACUCGUAUAUAUAUAUAUAUAUAUAUAUAUUAAGCAAAGUGCCAGAAAAAUAAAUUGGUCCAAAAUCGAUAAGUCCGCGUGCGUGUAUAGGUAGGUACAUGUUUAUGUUUUUAUAUUAUAUUUCCGUAUAUUUUUGUUAUUCUGAUAUUACUUAUAUAUUUUUUUUUUCAAAUUAUUAUUUCAUAUUUCUAACAUCGAACAUGUUGUUUAUAUUUUUCAUUGAAAUACGUAUUUCGUAUUCACUUUGUAUGCGCACAACUAUAGUAUAGUCGUAGGUAUUACGUGCGAUAUUUCUUGUCUGUGUUCAUAAAUAUUUAUUUGUCUCGGCAAAUCUCCAGAACUAGAGAAACAUAUUUUUUAUUUCUGUACAAGACGCUUCACAAUAUCAUUAUCAUAUUUGUUAAUUGCUUUGGGAAUGAUAAAAAAACAAUUUUAUUAAUAGUCACGUUCACUAUAAAGUCAUUCUUAAGGUGUAGAGUAUAAUUUUUAUAUUAUUAUAAGAGUUUACAGCUUAUGAAAAACCUUGAAUACAGUUUUCAAGAAUCCGAAUAUAAAGAUGAAACAAUAUUAUCCAUAAAAAAUGAAAUUUAAUAAUCUUCAACUUCAAAAAGCUAUAAAUAACUCAAAAAACGUCAGCGCUUUAAAAAUAUUAUACCUCGGCUGAUAAUUGUUUUAAUUAUUUGGUAAAAAUUUCAGAUCCUUACGAUUAUUUUUCACCGCAUUACAACAAAAAAGUAAAAUUGAAAUUAAUAGAAACUAUAGGUACUAUUACACAAAUAUUCCUGUUUUUCUGGCGUUUUUUCACCCAGUAUUAAGAAAAAUUAUAAGGAAAUCAAUAAACGAUUCCCACAUUGCACCAAAUAGACAAAAUUAGUUAGGUACCAGAAACUUCUCCCGAACAAACCUUCCAGUUUAAAAUUUGAUUACAGGCGGAAAAUUCCCCGUAUAAUACUUUGCCAAAAGCGAAACGAACAUCAAAAAACUGAAUACUAUCAUAAUAUUAUUAUCAUCAUUUUGACGCAUAUAUUAUUCGGUUUUGAUUAAAUUUCCAUAAAAACGUGAAACAUUUUAAUUUUUUUUUUCCGACAGUAUAAUUGGUUUAUGAUAGAUGUUUAAUUUGUCUCGUGAAUCAUUUGAUGUAAUAAUAUCGUUGUAUUGUAUUAUAAUCCGUAUUGUGUUGCGAAACAAUAUAAUUUUAAUAUAUUUUUGAAUGAUGGUAUAUUAAUAUUUAUAUGUUUUGAGGGGGUUAAUUAUUAUAGAAUAUAAAACGGUGUUAUAUUAUUUAUGACCUUAUAAGUAAUACUUCGAAUUAAAUUAACAAAUUUAAAUCACGUUUAUAUAUAUAAAUGUAUUUAAAUAUUUUAGGUAGUAUUUUAUUAAUGUGAGUGGUUUUCAUUUUUGAUUUUUUUUUUUUUUUUUAAUAGAUUUUGGUUGUAAAAUCCGUACAUGUUUUUCGUUGAAUUUUUCCUGAAAAUAUAAACUUUUGCACUUUAUUGUGUAUGUUAACUGAUAAUGAAGGUAAGACCUAAGUAGUGAAAGCUUUGGGCAGAUGGAAGAAGCAUGGUGUAAAGUGUGAUAAUUAGAACUAAGCAGGACUACAGCUUCUAGGUCUAUAAGUAAAUGUAUAAUGGAUACAUUUGGAUUCAUUGAAUGAUUGAAUCUUUAUUCAUAAUACCAAAUUGAUACUAGAGUAUACAUUGGAAUAUAUUUUACAAAUCACUUACUUUUUUGAUACCUAAUAAUUAGAUUAAAAUAACGUUGAAUCUAUAACACAAUUGAUUAAAAGAUGAGAAGACUAUGGCUGAUAAAAGAACUAUAAUAAAUUAAAUGAAAUCGUUCACGGGUUUCCACACGAUGUUCAAUUCAUAGGUAAAUCUUAUAUUCAUCGUGCAAAAUAAGACUUUAUUAGGUACUUGUGAAAAAAAGUACAAGAUAGAUUAUAUUGUAGUUUUCGUAUUGAUCAUUCUGUAUAAAUAAAUCUGACUAUAGAAUAUUUGAAAUGUACAUAUUAGUAGAUAAUAUAUAGGAAAAAACCUUACACGCUUGCAUCCCGAAAAAUUAGAAUCGUUGUCGGUUAGUGAUUUAUAUAGGUUGAUAAACGUGUUCGAGCAUAUAGUUGUGUGCAUUUUUUUCUUAGACUUAUGACAAUAUAACGUAAAAGGGACCAGAUCGAACACUCGAAACACUAAAAAAAAAAAAAUCUCAUCGACAAGACAAUUUCUGAACCUUUCACACAUUCAAUAUAACGAGUACCUACCUAAAAACAGUUUUCUUGUAGAUUCUGGGUGUAUUGAGGAAAUAAUUAUUUUUACUAAAAUUUUUUUUUUUUUCCAAAAAUACUUUUUGGGUCAGUAAAACUGCUCAGAUUUUUCUAUGUGAACUUUUGCCACAUUAUACAUUAUUUGAAAAAUUCUUCUACCGUUUAAAAAAACGGUAUUUUUUGUACACUUGUCAAUAAUUUACAUAUAUUUUAUAAAAAAUGUUUUCUUCUGCUAAACAAUAUGGGCAUUUUAGACGUAUUUUAGAGGUACCAACAACAUUUGAUAUUUAAACUGACGAUCACGAAUUUUCCCGUCGUCCAGAGGAAUCUGAUAGAUUUGAUUAUUUGGCUGUAAGUUUUGCACGAAAUUUCUUCGCCGAAAGACAAGUUCAAGGGCUAUACAAACUACACUACAUUUUACCAACAGUACAACAUCACUGUCCAGAUAACGAAAUUGUAUAUAGUAAGUAGAUACUAUUAAUAAUCUAUAAAGAAACAACAACGUCAUCGUCAUUCCGGACCCUCAACACAUGGCCCUUUUAUAUAACUACGUCAGAAGAUCGUGUUAUUAUAUUAUAUAAAUAGACAGGUAUAAUAUAUAUAUAUAUAUAUAUAGUUAUAAUAAGAACAUGAUGAAACUCGCCAAUGGCAAAACUUCCACAAAAGAUCGGAUCUAAAAUGUAUAAUGCAAAUGGAUAAACUUAAAUUACCUCGCCGUGACGAAAAUAUAAUAAUAUCAUAAUAUAUUAAUAAGCCUUGCCGUUAUUUGAGGCCCGCGAACAAAUUUUAAGCAUACCAUGCAUUUUUUAUAAUUUUUGACAAAAUUAGAACGGUUGUGACGCUAGACGCAGAAAUAUAUACAAAUUUGCAAACCUAUGUUUUAAAAACAAUGUCUCUCUUUUGGCACAAUACUUACACUUUUGAGCAUAUUUUUUCACAAGAAUGGUCAAAUUAAAAACUAUUCCUCGCAAUAACAUGACGCUCACCUAGAAAACUUGUUGAUGAAUUUACUGUAUUGAAUACAAAAAAACAGAGAGAUAUUAGUUAACGAAAACAGUGUCAAAUAUUUUGGUGGAAAAAAAGCAGAUAUUGAGUAAUAUAAUGCUCAUUUGUUUCAUACGAAACGAUAAACCAUUGCUAACAUAAUAUAACGAUUCUGAGUAGAGUAUUAUUUGUCGUAUUACUAUGCCAAAAUAUUUAAAUACACACAGGAGCGUGCUCAAACGAUUCAAGGGGGGGAGGAGUAAACCUCAAAUACAGUAUCUCAAAUAAAAUUAAAGAAGCUCCACUCCCCUCUAUUUUGUAAAUUUACAACAAUUCAAUAAACAGAUUCGUAUAUUAUACUACUAAUAUAUGAUAUUAUAAUGCAUUAAAAAAACACAUAAAAAAAUGUUAUUUUCUUAGUUUUUUAACUAUUUCAUUUUAUACUUUUUUAGCGGGACUUCUCCAUGGACAACUAACAUAGUAAGGUCAUUAAGUCUAAUCGAAAAUAAAUGUCUUGUCAAAAGAAAAAUUGACUAUUUGUCUUUUUAUAUCCAAUUUAUACCUCAUUAAUUGUGUUUCGUAGAUAAAUUUUCAAUUUUUUGAGACAAGAAAACGUUCUUUCGGGGGUCGAUAUAGGUAAAGUGCAUAGUAUUUUUAAAAGGAAUUAUAAUAUAUUAGGGAAUAUCUCUUUAUUACAUUGUGUUAAUGUUUCUAAACAUUUUUUGGGGUAUUCAGCAUUACGUAGAUUAUUUAAUAUAUUAUAAAGAUGAAUUAAUAAAGUCAUCGACACGGAAAAUAGAGGGGUAGGGGUUGAACCUCAUGAACCGGCCCCCAAAGCACGUUUUUGUGUACACAUAAAACCAAAUAAAAACUAAAAAUAAAUUUCAAAUGACCAUACAUAGCUUAAAAAUCGUCAGAUUAUUUUUUAAAUUGUACUGCGUAUAGAAAGGAUAGGUUAGGUUAGAAAAUAUAAAAAUAACACGUUUACAUACGUUAUUGCUUAAAUUAUUUUAUUUUUCGACAUUUUUACCAGUUUUUUUCCCGGGCAAUUUUAAACAUUACCAGAGAGGAACCAAAAAAUCAAAAUUUUCUACCAGAAAUCGCCAUAAAUUUCAUAACUGGAACAAGAUUUCAAGUAAAAAAGUGGUUCACGGACAGAAUAAAAAACACAUAUCAUAGUAAAACUUGUGAUAAAAAGUAACACGAUCCUCGCUUCGCUCAGAAUCUACAAAAAUAGCGAAACAUAGAUUUGGUCUAAAUGGCACAUUGUGGAAAUAAAUAAUCGAUUCUAUACCGGGAACAGACGGGUUCUACUAAAAAGAAUAAUUUAAUAAUAUGUAAAUGUUUUUAUAACUUCCGAGCACUGUCUAUUAUUAUCGCGGUCACUGAUUAUUAUAAUAUGUGUGUAAUAUGUACCUGCAAACGUGUUGAAAACGUUUUGUUUAAGCGGUUUAAUGGAUUAUUAAUAUCGUCAAUUAACUGUCGGCCGUCAUACUAUAUAAUAGUAAUAAUAAUAAAUUAAUAAUAUAUGUUCAGGCCGUCAGGGAUUCAGUGGUCUGACACUUUCUCGUUGUAUAGGCGGCCUAAGCACCUGCACAACUGACUAUUAAAUAAUGUUAUAUAAUCAUAAAUAACUAUCGUGUUUGCGCGGUCUCCUGCAGAACAAUAUUCUAAAAUAGGUCGACAGAGUGUAGCGACGUGUCGUGGAAGACGUCUCUAGUCGCACGUCAAAAUUUCGGACACUUUUCCGGAUAACAUUAUCGUUUCCGAUAGGAUUAAAAAUACAUUAUUUCAAAAUGCUGAACGGAAAUUGCGAUUGUCACUAUUUAAUGAAAAGUUACGUUUUCCCAUAAUUUAAUAUCACAACGAACAAUAUUUGUAGUUUUUGUCCUCUACCUAUUGGAAACCUUCACAUUCGUAGUCUUCUCGCCUUUCUCUUCAGGACGUAGAAUAAUCUCAGUAAGUUCGUAUAGGAUUAAAAUGAUGCCAUUUAGAGCAGCAGCAGUGAACGGGACGUGCCACGCUGGGUCUUUAUCACGUAUCGGCAUGCUAGACGGACCGCACAUGAUCAGGUCCUGACCGUCACUUGACGUGAUACUCCUGUCUCUAAGGAAUGCUUUGACCAUCUGCCGAUAGAGUACCCACUCUUGACACUCAAUAUGUUCAGGUAUGUUCAACGGGGUCCUCCCGAUGAAGGCAGUAUAAGCACGCUGCACCCUGGGCACGUUUCAUCCAAUGCAGGAAGUGCCUUAAGCAACCGUGACCCAAUAGAUCCUUGUGUAUCGUGACAGAGGAAGUUUUUGGGACAUCUCAUUACCCAUUUCUUCAGAUCUGACAGAAUUCUGCGUGUUCAGGUGGCUUUGUACUACGACCCUACCUAUUGACCCAAGCGGUGAAUAUAGUUCCAUGUUUGACUCUUUAUUUUACAGAAAAUCUACACAGUGAAGUUUUUCAACUGCGAAACGAGAAAAUGCCUCCGCCAACUUUUGACAUUCGCCGUUUGUUCUGUGACCGCGGUACUAUUUUGUUUUUCACGUUUAUUUUCUACGUCGCUUGUUAACAAUGCCACGCGUGGCGUAUCUUGUCGUUUCUUCCGAGAUAAGAAAGUUAUACGUUUUUACGUACUAGUUUUUGUUCACCAACACGUGCCAGACGGCUUUUAAAUAAUAUUCCGUGUCCUUUUUGUAUGAUUUUUUUGUGACUUUAGUAUUUCUCGAUAGAUUAGUGUAUUUGCCGACCUUUGGAUACCUUAUCAGGAAUGUUUUGACAAGCCUACGGUUAAACCCAUCCUGGUUUCCCGUGGAUAGCAUUGAGCUUCAUAAAAUUUCGUAUUAUUAAGGUGUUCCAUAAUAAAAAAUGACAUUAGCGCUCCAAAAAUUUUAGGUAUUAAAAAAAAAAAAUUAAUAUAUUUUUGUCGCUUCGUUUAGAAAAAUAUAAAUUUGCGUAUACGUCGUAUUGCCAUUUAUAUUUUACUGUCCAAUUUCUGAUUAUCAAAUUAAAUUUUUUAGUAGUAAAAGUGUUCUCGGCCGGCAAAAAAAUACAAUUUUUAAUACAAUACGUAAAUUUUUUGUAUUUUUAUCUAUUUUGUUUAUGUUGGUAGAAAUAUUAUUACUCAUAUGUUACUGAUAGCAGCGAUGGUGGUAGGUAUCAAAAAUUAUGAUCCGAAUUAAGUAUGUAUGGAUACUCAGGAACGGUUUUCUUUUGGGAGUGUUUCACUGAAAAAUAUUAAAAAAAUUAUAAAAUGUGUUUAGGUACAUUAUUUUUUUCAUUAUCAAAAGUUUUGAAGUGAUUUUAAGUUUUCUUACGUUUCAAUCAGCAGUUUGUUAACCACUCAGAAUAAAUGCUAAUAAUAUUCUGUUUUUCUCCUCGAGUUUGUCCUAAUUAUUGGGUUUUUUUUUCAUUUUUAUUUUAUGGCCUAUCUUGUGACGUCUUUUUGUUUUAGUGAUUUCCUUUUCCAAAAAAAACCACAUUCAUUCUUUCGUUGUCCGUAUUGGGAUUUUCGAUGUAUUGAAACAAAUAAGAAAUUAAAAAUCCCUAACGUUCAUCGUAUAUAUUGUUGUUUUUUCCCUCGUGAUGUUGCCCCUUACAAUAAUAGAUUUGCAUUUUUUUGAAUACUUUUACAAUAGUAGGACAAAGAGAUCAGGCUUUUACUUUGUAUUUUUUUCUCGUUUCAAUAACGAAUUAACAAUUCGAUCGCAAAUACUAUUUAUUAUUUAUUCACUUUUUGUUUUGUUAUUAUUAUUUUUAAAUUAAUUUCAAACGGUAAAAAAGACACGAAUCAACUUACAAAAAUUAAAUAUAUAUAUAUAUUAUGUAAGUAGUUCGGUAUAGGUGCCGUUAUAGUGUAUUUAUAUUCACUGAAAGUUUGAUGUUAAAUACAUAUUAAAUGUAUAAGUACUGUAAACUCGAGUAUAUGACGUAAACGGGUGUAUAUUUAAGUACACGCUUACAUGUACUAAUGAUUGAGUAUACCUAAUUAUCGCUUGAUUAAAUCGCCAAAAUAAUCGUUGAUUUAAAUGACAUGUCAUAAACGUUGUAAGAAUGUGUAAAGAUGCUACGUUAAAAUAAAAUUCAAUCAUUUUAGCCGUUUCGUGUGUAGGAAUAAAGCGAAUACUGAACACGGGUAAGCAGGCCCUGAUUAAAGAUCUAGUACAUCUUUGAAAAAGGGAAUUUAGCUAAUCAUUUUUGGCGAAAGGAUGUAUCGAAAAACGGAUAUAUUGGCGAAUGGAUAUAUCGGUGUUCGGAUAAUUUGGCGAACGGAUAUUUCGGCGAAACGAUUUAUUUAUUUGGGGCAAAAAUCAGACAAUAUUAUCUGUACUUAGAUGGUAAAGUUUCCGUUUUUUACGUUUUAUAGCCUCUAAAAAUAAUACUGUUAAUCCAAAUUCUAAUAAUAGUAUCAGUUUGGCCGAACAUUAUCGUAAUAAUGUUUAUAGAAACAUUUUUUUAGGUAAUUUUAUCUUUACUUAUUUGUCAAUUUAUUCACCUUUUGUUUAAAAAUAUUUCUGCCCCGAAUUUUACUCCGAAUCGUUUUUCGUUGACAAUAGUUUAUCUUUGUAUACAAUCAAAAAUGAAUAAACUUAUGAUCCUACCUUCCCCACAUCUACCCCGUUCCCAAUAUUUACUCUUUUUUUAUUAUUUUUUUUACUCUAAAUAAAUGAUUUGUUUCGCCAAAAUAUCCAUUUACCGAAAUAUUCGUUUGCCUAUGUAUUAUUUAACGAAAACAAAUCGUCAAAAUAUUUUUUACCAAAAUGAUCGGAUAUCCGUUAUUUUUGUCUGAAAAAAUAUGUAAAUUAUUAAUUAUUCAAUGCAACACCGUCGAGUAAGAAUUAUAAUUUCAGUCAUUAAAAUGUAGUUUUUGUUGCCAUUAUUUAAACCAUCAAACAUUUUUGUUCGAUUUUCAGAUGAAGAUAAAUUCAAAAUUAAUAUAACAACAUUUUUUGUUAUAGGUGCAUGAUUAACAGCAUAUUAUGCAAAACAUAAAUAACCUAUUAUUAUAAUAUAAUUUAUUUUUAAAACUAAAAUAAAAUCGAUUUUGUGUGAAACUCGAUGAAGCUCGAACACGUUUCCCUGGUUAAAUUAUAAACAAAACUUAAAUCAAACAAUUAAACCUUCACAACACAAUAAUUACUAAUUAUUUUUAUAACAUUGGAUAAUAAUUAUUUCAGGUACCAGAAACUCUCUAAAGUUCUCUAAAAAUCUCUAAAGUUAAUGACUAGAGUAAAAGUAUAAAAACAAUUUUAAAAGGACACGUCCGUCUUCAUAAUAAAACCAUAAUAAUACAAUUUUUCCCUUUUUUCAGGGAAAAGUAGAAAUAUUAUUUAAUAUAAAAUAGUGGGGAGAGUUUAAAAGUAGAAACCUUUAAAAUACGUACCCUUGGCAAGAACGCAAUUCAUAUGAAAAAUUGCAUAUCCCUUAUAUCUUCACAAACCGUAAAUGAAAUACUAUAUUUUUAUCAGACGCAAUACAUUGCAAUACUAAUCUCGCAUUUUCGGAGAAAAUUCGAUGUAAACUACCACAAUGUCAUUGUAAAAGAAUAAUAUAAAUUACCUCCCUCUGUUACUAUAUAAUAAUGUAUAUCGACUUGCAGAAUAAUUAUUAUUCCGUUUCCGACAUUGAUUUAAUUUUCCGCCGAACGUCUGUCGUCUUGAAUAAUGUAAUAUUUUUCGUUCGUUUAAUUAUGUACAGUUACUACAGGCGAUUUGCAUAUUAUUUGUGUAUACGUGUAUACGCAAAAUCUGACGACAAACAGGCGGUCAAAACGACGACAUUUUACGUUUAAAAUUAGAUUUGCAAAAAUAAACGUCCUCUUUCCGCAACUAUAUCGUAUUAUAUUAUAUCCUUUCGGAACGACUCGGUAUAUAUAUAUAGACUUUUUAAAUAUGUAAAUCUUGAGAGUCUUUUCGAGUCAAUUCUAGGCGCACUGGCUACAGCUUAGGAGGAUCGUCCCCUUAAAACCCCUUUAAAACCCGUGAAACACCGAGAAAGGUUAGAGGGUUAAAUCGUUUUAAAAUGAAAUCUUAUCCAUCGUAUUCUGUCUGCAUGUCGAAUUAGUGGGCCGCGUUAUAAACGGUUUUUUUUUAGGCCUUUUCAAAAUUAAUUGUCGACAAUUCCCAAAGAUUAAUAAUAAUAUAAAAUAUUGACUUGAAAACUAAUUUAAAACUAAAAAAUAUUUUUUCUCUUGAAUGUCUGUCGUACGUCGACUUGUUAGGGCAAACGUUUAAUCACAAAAUCAUAAACUGUAUAUAAUUAAUGUUCGUCAAGUUGGCACCGGUACAUUAUGCUAGGACUAUAUAACUUUUAUCAACAUUUUCUUUUAGUAUUUUGCCAGGAUUCCUAAACUUAAGAAAUCCUCAAACAAAUAUGUCAGUACUAUUUUUGUGACUGCACCAGGCACAUUGUCCGAUACUAAAAAAAAAAAUGUCAAUUUAUUCAGAUGAAUUUGCUAAAUUAUACUAGAGAAUUUUAAGGAUUUUUCUAGGGCCCUCCGGGGAAGGUUUCAUAUUUGAAAUCAGCACCAGUCACGGAACACUUUUUCCAAAAAAUUAAACAUGUCUAUUUACAUUUUAAUAUUUUAGUGUGGUGAAUAUAGAAAUGUGCCGUGGCCAGUGCUAAAGCCAAAUUCGAAACCUUCCCCGGAAGUGACAGAGGCCUUAGCAAAAUCUAAUAAAUUCGUCUGAAUAAAAUAACAUAUAUUUUAUUUUUUUUUUUUUGGAAUCUGACAAUGUGCCGGUGCAGCCACAAAGAUAAAACCGACAUAUUUGCUUGUGGAUUAGCGAAGUUUAGAAAUCCUAGCAAAAUUAAAAAUGCCCUAGCAAAAUCUCGACGGAUAUUAUAAUAUUAAUAUGGACGAUGGCAACUAAUGACAACACAAAUAUCGCAAACCAUUUUCUUGCGAUAACGAAUAUUUUAUACAGAGAAUAAUUAUAUAUUAUCUACCCGAUAAAUAUGUAAAUUGUAUACAAUAUGUAAUAAUACAAAUAAUACAAUAUUAUAUAAUAAUAACAGAUGUAAAAUGUCGGUUGUAUAUUAUUGAUUGAAAACUUUAGUACAACCCAGGUGUAGUUUGAUUUCGUUCUGGGUGACUAUUUCAUGUGAUACUAGGACAUUUUUUCCGAAGAUAACAAAAACUUGACCAGCUACACCAUUUUAGAAUUCUAUAACCUACAUAACCGACACGAUGUUGUUUUAUCAUUUCUCCCUCUACUUUGUGUUUAAAAUUGUACACUGUCAUAGGCUACAGAAAAUUAAGUACAAUUACAAUAUGACUUUCUUAUUUAUUUGAAAAAAAGAAAAAAUCUUUGGGAGAUCUAUUUCCCAUAUUCUCCUCGUCAUCGUCAUUACACUACUACAAAGCAUUUUCUAUUUUAAUACGUAUUAUAGUAUUUGGAUAAGAUUUAUUGUUUUACAAAGUACUCUUAUAUUUCUAUAAUAUAAAAUAGGUCCGGGAAAAUUCAACUCUAUGAGCGGAACUUUGAUCAAUGAUAUUUGUUUGUUUUUACUAUAAACCAUGUUUUUGAAGUUUAAAAGUUAUGAGAGAAAGACAUUCAGUAAAAAGAAAUGAGUCCAACGAUCUAUUAUAAGCACAUAGUAUAGAUUUAGUGUAAAUAAGUUUAAGAACUCGCUGUCUUGUAUAUAUAAACUUAACUUAAUUAGUUGUAUCCCCUUACCAUAAAAUAGUGGUAGCUCUGAAAAGUAACUAUUUGGCAACAAGAAUAUAAACAGAUAAGUUGCAUAGUGUACUUAAACCUAGUCAAAUAUAUCACGCAAUAUAAACAAAAGAAGUAACACACCGUUGUGCAGUAUAAUACGACAGAAGUUGGAAGUUGAAAUUUCAUUCUCCUAAAACAUUAAUAUCAAAAUAGGUAUUUACAAAAUUUAUCUGUAAGUAGCUGUUGUUGCUGUUAAAUUCGCCAAACACAAUAUUGUGUGCAUGGCACUGAUGAUUACUAGUCACAACAUAUACAAACGAAAUUACAAUAAUUAUAAUGCAAUGUCCAUUAUGCUAUCGAACGGAAUUAUUUUAUCGUUAGGUCAGUGUUCCAAUAUUAUUUUUUAAACGAUUUACUAAUCGGGUACGCAUACAAUUACCACACAUGCCGUCCCAUGAACAACGGUCAGCAACCUGCAACCUGCAAAACUAUUCUCUUUUAUAUUUAUUAUUUUGAUUGUUUUACUGGGUAGCUUGUAAAACUUUUUAGAGACGGAUGGAAACGAGUCGAAAAAUAAAUUUUAAAAAUAAGUCCAAUCAGUGUAUAUGAAUCAUCAUGAACAAAAACUUAGAAAAUGAGUUCAGUCAAAUUAUUAGGUAGAAAACUAUGUCGGUUUUUUUUUUGUGUAACCAAGAAAAACCAAAAAUUAAUAAAUUCGAGUGUGAGCUUCCGUAUAGAAAUACAACUUUAAAAAUCCACGAAUAAGUACUUAUUUAAUUGUGUAAAUUUUUGUAAAUUUUUAAAAAAUGGAAAAAAAAAUUGGUGAAAUUUUAGAAUAAAAUCGGUAAGGAUAUAGGUUGAAAAUCGAAACUCCCAAAACGCACAUCGUUCUUGUCUUGUGCUUUGACUUGUGUCUCCUAUCCCGAAAUUUGUGUGCUAAAAUCAAAUUGUUUUUUUUCAAAUACAAUUCUUGAAACAAAAUCGAGAAACGGAGAAAAAAGUCGACCCGAAAAAAAGGUCGGUGACCUGCGCUAUGGGCUGCAGGUCUUAUAGAGUAAAUCAGUCCCCCCCAUUAUAUUGUUGUGUACCUAAUCAUAAUACAAACGCUAUUCGAAGUCUCAAAUAUACGUGCACGCGUUCCGCGCGAAACGAGAUGGUAGACGCCAAAGGGAAUAAUUUUGUUGUUUUUUUUUCAUUUCAUUACAGACGAAGAAGCGCGCGUAAAUUACGCCAUUAAAGUUUCCGUUAAAGGCGACGAUGACGACGACAUAAUGAAUAGUUCAAAGGACGUCGUCCGUAAGCUAAUAUCUCACAUUCCCGUCGUUAUGGUGACGCUCGGCGACAAAGGGCUGUUGGUAUGUAUGUAUGUAUGUAUGUGUAUGUGUGUGUGUGUGUGUGUGAGUGUGUACUGUGCAUAUGACUGGAACACGGUCGGCGAAUGUUAAAAAUUUAACUUUCAUCGUGAGUAAAAAAAAAAAAUUACACAAUACUUUUUUUUUUAAAUGUUUUAUAGUUAGCUUCCAGACAGCCCGACGACACGGUUUCGAUGGUUCACUAUCCGGCGUACGCGGUCGACACGCCCGUCGUCAGUGUUUCUGGAGCCGGUGACUGGUGAGUAUGAUAUAUAUUACCUACACAACUACUAUUAAAUGUAUAAAACAUCACCUUUCUUAUGUGUCUGAAUAAUAACGUCAAAAAAGCGAUGUAUUUUUUUCGCGUCAGUACUAAACAACGGCAUCAAAAAAUUACCAUAAGUAUCUAUUUUUAACAUAGCUAAGUCUAGAAUCGUAUCUUUUUUUUAAUCAUCAUAAAGACACCUAUUCGACGG
Messenger RNA from Cinara cedri, 26446 nucleotides. Lineage: Eukaryota; Metazoa; Arthropoda; Insecta; Hemiptera; Aphididae. The record is from the annotation of a GenBank genome assembly.